CGUGGCUCUACCAUCCUUUCCCUCCUCAACACCGGCACCAACGGUUAAAGAACGGAAACUCGCACGCAUCUUAUCUUCCAUGGAGCCCAAUCGAUGGUGGAGUUGUCUGCGGCCGAGGAGAUUGCCUCCCUUCGGUCUUGCAUCGCGAUUCUGCAUACUAACUUCACCGCUGAGCUGUCAAAUUACCUGGUACGGACUGGCCUCACACUAACUGGAUACUUAUGCAGCUUCGUCAAGUCUUAUGCAAGCCAGCAGUCGUGGAAUGUCACUACUAGUACUACAUGGUACUCGUCGUUAUGGGUCGGUUAGGCCCGAUCCGAGAUUCCAGCACCUAGAUACGCUGCCACCUUGUUGUUUUCCCGUUGACUGAUACUGUAUCAGUUGGACCACGUUGUUGUUGGUUUUGCAUCACUGUUUCUGCAUGUGCUUCACUAGCAUCGUGUUGUGUCACUCUAUCUACCAGCUCGUUGAUCAUCCAUCCUGUCUCGGUUCGAUUUCAAGAGCAAAGAUCCAUAUCCGCGUCAAAGGACGAGGCUGAACUGAACCCACGACGACAGACAUACAACCUGACAAACUGCCACACCACCAUGCUCGAUCCCAGGGAAGAAGACCUCGUGGCCCUGGCAGAGACAUGUCUCGCGACAGCACGGCAGAUCAAGGAAUACUUCGCGGCCAACAACCACCCGGCCAUGACUUUUGACCCCGAGGGCCCUGCGUUCUUCCCGGCCGCGACGCCUGAGAUCCAACAUGCCCGCCUUGAUCUCCGUGCCGCUGCGAUGCGGUUGUACCAGUUGGCUUCGGGACCGGAUGAGAUCUUGACGUGGCAUGCUUAUCAUUGUGCACAUGACCUCAACGCGUUCCGCUAUGUCUCUCACUACAACGUGGCGUCGGCGGUGCCGACAGAACCCAACACUAGCAUCAGCUACAUCGACAUCGCAACAAAACUGGGACUUGACCCCAGCCAGCUGCGCCAGAUGCUGCGCCAGCUGAUGGCGAUCCGGGUGUUUCGCGAACCAUACCCCGGAAUGGUAUCCCACACGGCCUCGUCAAAGUUAUUCUCGCAUUGGGGUGUAAGGGCAUUCAACUCGUUCAUCGCCGAGGACACGUUCCCCGCGGUCGCGAGACAGAUUGAGGCGCUGGAGAAAUGGGGCCAUGGACGUCCUGAGCCGAAUCGCGCUGCGUUGAAUUUGUUCUAUGAGACUGAUUUGCCUAUGUAUGAGUAUUAUGAGACGGAAGGUCCAGAACUUGAAGGCGCUGCGAAAGAUGCCAAACUCGAACCGCGAGAAGAAACCGAGUCCAGAGAAACUGAAACUGAUGCGCCUACUCGCGACAAUGACGAGCAAAUCACCAAAACCGAAAAGACAGCCAACUCUUCGUCCCCUUCUCCCGCUACAAAAAUCACCCAAGACUCAAGCCAGACACAAAGCCAAUCCCAACUCCGCCGCACCCGCUUCAGCAACCUCAUGACCUACAUGUCCACCAACCCCAUAAUGUCAAACUCUCACGUCACCGCCGGUUUCCCCUGGUCAUCUCUGCCGCCAAACAGUGUCGUCGUCGACGUCGCCGGUAACGUCGGCCACACCGCCGUGGCAAUCGCACGCGCAACACAUCCGUCUGUGCGUGUCAUUGUACAGGACUUGCCGAAGAUUAUUGCGCGGGCCACGAAUCCUGAAACGAGUGUGCUUCCGGAAGACUUAUUACGAGGCGAAGCCGAGUACAAGUCCGAGUCCGAAUCGCUAUCGCUAUCUCAAUCCGAGUCCGCUUCGCGGCCUCGAAUCUCAUUCAUGCCGCACAACUUCUACCUCCCGCAACCCAUCCACUCUGCCGCCAUCUACUUUCUCCGCAUGAUCCUGCACGACUACAGCGACCCAUGGGCCCUGAAAAUUUUACGAGCUAUCGUGCCCGCCAUGGGCCCGGACUCCAAAAUCGUCAUAAUGGAUCAAGUCAUGCCUGAUACCCCAGGGAUGGUUCCCGAUCCCGUGGAACGGAUGAUGAGAACGACGGAUUUGCAGAUGAUGAUGUUGACCAACGCGAAGGAGAGGGAUCGGGGGGAGUGGGAGGAUUUGAUUGGGAAGGCUGGCGAGGUGGCGGAACAACAACAGCGUAAAAACAAAAGGCUGGCGAUUUUGAAUAUUCGGACGCCGGUGGGGAGUACGAUGAGUUUGAUCGAGAUUGGAUUUGUCGAUGAUGAUGGUAAACACGGUGGUGGUGAUGGCAAACAAUAGUAGCAUCAACAUCAACGGCGCAAUGAUGGUUGAUCUGCAGUUAAGACUCAGGGUAUCUCAAACCUUGCCUUGGCUUAUCUUACAGCUGCAAUAGGCCGCUUCUGGGAAUGGCAUAUUGAUCAACGACAGCGAGACACGAUAGAAUACAAGACAGUUGUUUAUGAAUUUCAUUUGCAUUACAAUGCUCCUGGUCUGCUUUGCGCAGAGGUGAGCUUGAACCUACUUUGGGUUCUUU
Exophiala dermatitidis NIH/UT8656 is the source of this 2460-nucleotide messenger RNA. RefSeq lists its product as uncharacterized. Bases 588 to 2225 code for a protein of 545 amino acids. The record is from RefSeq and is a predicted model, not a curated record. Lineage: Eukaryota; Fungi; Ascomycota; Eurotiomycetes; Chaetothyriales; Herpotrichiellaceae. The transcript has 2 exons. Gene Ontology annotation, molecular function: O-methyltransferase activity.